Peromyscus maniculatus bairdii (prairie deer mouse) is the source of this 1690-nucleotide messenger RNA. The record is from RefSeq and is a predicted model, not a curated record. Lineage: Eukaryota; Metazoa; Chordata; Mammalia; Rodentia; Cricetidae.
CCUCCCGAGCGCUGGAACUAAGCUGUGCGCCACCACCGCCCAGCAGGAUCAGGAAUUCUUGGCUACAUAGUGAGUUUUGAGACCAGCCUGGGCUACAUGAGACCUGUUUCCCCCAAAUACACACAGCCCUGUACCCCUACAGAUAGGCGAUUUCUGGGGCGCGAGGGCUGGUUUCGGGCCCAGGCAGCCGAGGGGUGCAGGCCCCAAGCCCCGGCUCCCGGGGGCUGUUCUUCCCGCUCGCUUACCCGUGGCCUCAGGACACCCUGGGGCGCGGAGAGCUCUCCCUCCCAGAGCGGUGGGCGGGGGCGGCCUGCCCGGGCUGACCAGCCUCCCGCCCGCAGCCCCAGCGGGAAGAAGUUCCGCAGCAAGCCACAGCUGGCGCGCUACCUGGGCGGCUCCAUGGACCUCAGCACCUUCGACUUCCGCACGGGGAAGAUGCUGAUGAACAAGAUGAAUAAGAGCCGCCAGCGCGUGCGCUACGACUCCUCCAACCAGGUCAAGGCUCUGUCCAAACGCCUCCCUGGCCCCUCCAACCCUCCGUGGAUCCCGGUCGGAGCGGCCCGCUGCAGAGUCUUCUUCCCCCAGGGCAAGCCUGACCUGAACACGGCGCUGCCCGUGCGGCAGACCGCAUCCAUCUUCAAGCAGCCGGUGACCAAGAUCACCAACCACCCCAGCAACAAGGUCAAGAGCGACCCGCAGAAGGCGGUGGACCAGCCGAGGCAGCUGUUCUGGGAGAAGAAGCUGAGCGGCCUGAGUGCCUUCGACAUCGCUGAGGAGCUGGUCAGAACCAUGGACCUGCCCAAGGGCCUGCAGGGGGUGGGCCCAGGCUGCACGGAUGAGACGCUGCUGUCGGCCAUCGCCAGCGCGCUGCACACCAGCACCCUGCCCAUCACGGGCCAGCUCUCGGCAGCCGUGGAAAAGAACCCUGGCGUGUGGCUGAACACCGCGCAGCCCCUGUGCAAAGCCUUCAUGGUGACUGACGACGACAUCAGGAAGCAGGAGGAGCUGGUGCAGCAGGUGCGCAAGCGCCUGGAGGAGGCGCUCAUGGCCGACAUGCUGGCCCACGUGGAGGAGCUGGCCCGGGAUGGGGAGGCGCCCCUGGACAAGGCCUGUGCUGAGGACGAGGAGGACGAGGAUGAGGAAGACGACGAGCCUGAGCCCGAGCGGGUCUAGCACAGGUGCUGCGGGCCGGUCAGGGUGACGGCGGCCGCUCGCUCGCUCGCCCCCCAGCCAGGCUGCCGACGGCUGCCCUCGCCUCUUCCAGACGGCCUGCCGCGCUGGGUUGCAGACUUCCCUCUGCCUGGCCUGGACCAGGUGGGGGCCAGGCCAGCAGGAGGCGGGCCUCGUGCGGGGAGCCCCCGGUGGGCCUCGGACUCACUUGCCCCUGCGCUUGUGGCAAGGAGCCCCACAUUGAAAACUGAAGGUCGGGGCGCAGCUGGGAGGCAGCCUUCACCGCGGUCACCUCCCUGCCUCCUCACCAUAAGAAGAAGCCCUGCUCGGCACCAAGGAGCUACAAGCUUUGUUGGGCCGCUGGAGGAAGGUUCUGGAAACACACCUGGCUGUUCCUGACUUUCAGCGUCCCAGGCCAGGAUCUGGACUGCUACCAGGGUCUCGGGGUCGCCAGCCCCCCUGAGCUAGGGCCAGCAGCCAGCCAGGAACUUGCUUUCCUUCAAUAAACCGAUGGUAGGAA